UGGCAUUCACCAGGGGAGAGCUCAUUCUUCCAUCUCUCAACCCGACUAUAGGAUGCCUAGUCAAGUCAAUACACAUGGUUUUAUGAAUGAACCUCAUCACAAUAUGAAUCCGUUGUGUAGAGGAUAUCCAAGCAGUCAUAUUUCACAUGUUUCAAGACCACCCUAUCCUAUAUAUAAUGUUGGUUCCAGUAGAACUUACAGUGACAUCGAAACAUACGGAAACCCUGUUUUCGGUAGCCAGUAUAGGCCAAACACUGUAGGGAACAACAAUAUGGGUUUUCAUGGAAGACCUUAUGUUGAAUACAGAGACUUUCAGCCUGACCUGCCUUUACCUGCAGCAGCCACAUCUUUGCAUCCUCCAUAUGGGGAACCGACUCUAAGGCCUCAACAUGGUGGAUUACCUGAUAACAUCCAGUAUCCAGGGAGAUAUGCUUCUCAAUAUCCAAAAUACUAGCACUGAAACUAAUCAGACAAUGUCAAUGUUAAGUGGAGCAAGACAUCAUUGACAGCUAGAACUGGUAAUUAUGGAUAUUUGUUUGUGUUUUAGAUAUAUCUUAAUAUUUAUCAAUUACUGAAUGAGUGUCAGCAAU
Messenger RNA from Vicia villosa (hairy vetch), 590 nucleotides. RefSeq lists its product as uncharacterized. Lineage: Eukaryota; Viridiplantae; Streptophyta; Magnoliopsida; Fabales; Fabaceae. Bases 53 to 454 code for a protein of 133 amino acids. The transcript is spliced from 3 exons. The record is from RefSeq and is a predicted model, not a curated record.